Molecule: messenger RNA, 930 nt
Organism: Scleropages formosus (Asian bonytongue)
Lineage: Eukaryota; Metazoa; Chordata; Actinopteri; Osteoglossiformes; Osteoglossidae
Product: secreted frizzled-related protein 2
Exons: 4
Coding region: 1-930 (309 amino acids)
Biological process (GO): non-canonical Wnt signaling pathway; canonical Wnt signaling pathway
Molecular function (GO): Wnt-protein binding
Source: RefSeq, a predicted model, not a curated record
AUGACCUUCUCCAUGACAUCUUACAAAUUGUGCCCUGAACCCUUGGUUAUCUUCCUUUCCUUCUUGGUCCUGGUCAACCCAAAGUCUGGGCUGUGCCUGGGGCUGGGGCUCGGAGGUAGUCAGUGGGAAUUUCACAGCUCCUCUCGCUGUGUACCCAUCCCUGCCGACAUGGCUCUAUGCCAAGACAUUGGCUAUGGUAACAUGCGGUUGCCAAACCUCUUGGGCCAUGAGUCACUGGGGGAAGCCAUCUACCAGUCUGUCAGCUGGCUGCCUCUACUCGCCCGAGAGUGCCAUCCUGAUGCCCGCAUCUUCCUCUGCUCACUCUUUGCACCAAUCUGUCUGGACAGGUUUAUCUCACCAUGCCGGAGCCUGUGUGAGUCAGUGCGAGACAGCUGUGCUCCAAUUAUGGCCUGCUAUGGUUAUCCCUGGCCGGCCAUCCUCAGCUGUGACCAGUUUCCCGCUGACCACCUCAUGUGCAUUUCCUCUGUCAAUAAUAACAACUCCUCAAACCCUCGAAGAGCCGUACCACGGGCCAGCUGUCGAGACUGCGAGCUGGAAGAUGCUGAGUCUGUCAGGGAAAUCCUGGACAUCUUCUGCAGAAGUGACUUUGUGGUCAAGCUGCGGCUGUCGCGCCUCAACUCAAGCGGAAUUAGGGUUGCCCAGUUCUCCCUAGUCUCUAAACUGGAGGUCCUGAAACACAGUCCGCUGCUCGGGGGCCAGAUCCGAGCACGCUUGGAGCUCUGGCUGGAGCGAGACGCCACCUGUGUGCACAAUAUGACACGUCGCCAACCAAAUGGUGGGACCUACCUGGUGACGGGCAGUGUGCUGGGUGAGCGUCUGGUUGUGAACAAGGCCUACAGUUGGCACAAGCAUGACCGCAACCUCAUGGCUGCUAGUCGAAAAUGGAAGAUGCAUCGCUGCCGCGGAUAG